CGACGUGCAAAAUAAACCUACUAAGAAGAUUGAUUUUGAACUGAGGGAUCAUACGGAUGAAAGGCUACCCUGUACUCUAUGGGGUUCAUUUGCAGAACAAGUUUUCACUGCCUGUGAAGCUUCUGCUGGUGAGAUGGUCAUAUGUUUGGUGAGAUAUGCUAAGAUCAAGACUUACAAAGAUGUAAGGAGUAUCUCCAAUGCUUUCAAUACAUCUCAGAUCUUGAUCAAUCCAGACAUCCCUGAGAUUGUUGCCUUCAAAGAAAGUUUACCAAAAGAUGGGCUUGCUCUUACUCUUCUUGAGUCUAAACCAAAGCAGGAAAUGAUCGAGCUGCCUACAGGGGAUUUCUAUCUUCAGUUUCCUAAGAAGACCAUCAAAGAAGUCGCUGAGAUGUUUGAUACUGGGAGGGUUAAGGUGCUCUGUACAAUAUAUGAUAUUGACAGAGAUUGGUCUGUCUAA
Molecule: messenger RNA, 457 nt
Organism: Arabidopsis lyrata subsp. lyrata
Lineage: Eukaryota; Viridiplantae; Streptophyta; Magnoliopsida; Brassicales; Brassicaceae
Exons: 5
Coding region: 134-457 (107 amino acids)
Source: RefSeq, a predicted model, not a curated record